Molecule: messenger RNA, 2645 nt
Organism: Ochotona curzoniae (black-lipped pika)
Lineage: Eukaryota; Metazoa; Chordata; Mammalia; Lagomorpha; Ochotonidae
Gene: FRRS1
Product: ferric chelate reductase 1
Exons: 16
Coding region: 163-1941 (592 amino acids)
Molecular function (GO): oxidoreductase activity, acting on metal ions
Source: RefSeq, a predicted model, not a curated record
UUCUGUCAAACCUUUGCAAAUCAUAGAAAAACUGCAACCCGCUGGGCGAGGGCAGCGGGGGGCUGGCUCCUGUGCUCGCUGGGGCCGAGCCGCUCGGUGCGUGCAAGCCUCACCAGCCGUGCUCUGGAGUUUGAACUGAGCUAAUCAGUGCUCGCCAACGAGAUGACAACUCUUGGAUUUAUAUUUAGUGUCUUCACAUUUUUCUUGCACGUGGUUUCUGUGUUUAAUUAUCCCAAUGGAAAAGUAAUGCAGUCAUGUGGCGGGAUGAUUCCUGCACAUGGACAUAGUCCACAGUCUGGGGCCGCUCACGACAUUUCAGUGAGUCAGAUGACAUUCAGGCCGGGAGAUCAGAUUGAAGUUACUUUGUCAGGGCCACCCUUUAAAGGCUUUCUCUUGGAAGCUCGUGAUGCUGAGAAUUUGAGUGGACCUCCUGUUGGCUCUUUUUCAUUGAUUGACAACCAUAUAUCACAACUUCUGACUUGUGAAAACAUACAGGGAUCAGCUGUGAGUCAUACAAGCUCAUCCAAAAAAACCAAAGUUCAAGUAUAUUGGAAUGCGCCAAGCAGCGCCCCAAAUCACGUACAGUUUCUAGCCACAGUUGUUGAGAAGUAUAAAAUCUACUGGGUGAAGAUACCUAGUCCUAUAAUUUCACAACCAAAUGCACUUCCGUUUACGACACCUGAAGCUGCAAUAGCAUCUUUGCCAACAAUAUCUCCAGUCUCUCAUUUAACCAAAUCUUUCAAUGCUUCAGAUUGUGGGAAAAAGAAGUUCUGUAUCAGGAGUCCUUUCAACUGUGACCCAGAGAAGGAGCACGCGUGUAUGUUCCUGUCGUUCACAAAGGAGGACCAGUCGGUGUUGGUUGAAAUGAGCGGUCCCAGUAAAGGCUAUUUAUCCUUUGCGUUUUCUCAUGACCGAUGGAUGGGUGACGACGAUGCUUACAUAUGUAUUCAUGAGGAUCAGAUGGUGCAUGUACAGCCUUCCCAUUUGACAGGGCGAAGUCACCCUGUGAUGGAAUCAAAGGCUGUUCUUGAGGGCGUGUCUUGGAGGUUGGCAGAUGGCAUCAUGCAGUGUUCUUUUCGAAGAAACAUCACCUUACCUGGGGUGAAGAAUAGAUUUGAUCUCAACACAAGCUACUACAUAUUUCUAGCAGCUGGUGCAGCUAAUGAUGGUCGAAUUUACAGGCACUCCCAGCAACCUUUGAUUACAUAUGAACAGUAUGAUGUGACAGGCCCUCCAAAGGAUGCAGGAGGGUCCCGUUCCACCCUCAUUCUGAAGGCUCAUGGUGCCUUAAUGUCCGUGGCAUGGAUGACUACCGUUAGCAUAGGAGUACUGAUUGCUCGAUUUUUCAGACCUGUUUGGUCAAAAGCUUUCUUCCUUGGUGAAGCAGUUUGGUUUCAGGUGCAUCGAAUGCUAAUGGUUACUACAUCUGUGCUCACUGGCAUUGCUUUUAUUAUGCCCUUUAUAUACAGAGGAGGCUGGAGUAAGCAUGCAGGUUACCACCCAUACCUCGGCUGUGUGGUGAUGACCAUAGCAGUUCUUCAGCCACUUCUGGCAGCCUUCAGGCCACCUUUGCAUGACCCAAGAAGGAAAAUAUUCAACUGGACACAUUGGAGUAUGGGUACAGCUGCGAGAAUAAUAGCAGUGGCAGCCAUGUUCCUGGGGAUGGACUUACCAGGCCUGAAUCUCCCUGACCCACAGAAGACCUACACAAUGAUCGGGUUUGUAGCCUGGCACAUCGGGACGGAGAUUGUUCUGGAGAUACAUGCUUACCGCCUCUCUCGAAAAGUGGAAAUCCUGGAUGACGACAGAAUUCAGAUCCUCCAGUCUUUCAGCGCAGCGGAAGCAGAGGGUCAUGCUUUUAAAAAGGCUGUUUUGGCGAUUUAUGUCUGUGGGAAUGUGACUUUUCUCAUCAUAUUCUUAUCUGCAAUCAACCAUCUUUGAGCAAGCGAAGACUUUGACUUUAGUAGGCCAGGUGGUAAUCGCCAUCACUCCAGAGACACUUGAAACCGAACUGACUGCUGGGAACGUGUGUAUGAAUUUUCACUUGAAGACUAAGGUCAUGUCAAUAGGAGAAUUUGGAAGUCUGGUUUUUAUGUGACGAUCAAAUGCAAGUAGACUGUAAACUGAUGACAAACACUUCUUUGUAAUCUGGGGUCUUAAGGAUUAGGGUUGAAGAAAGAUGAAUGUUCAAUAACCCAUGCCAUGAGUUUAAGAUUGUUACAAUGUAAGGAAACAAACAAGAAUGUCAUUAAGAUAAAGUUAUAAGGAUAAAAAAGGAGAUUGUAUUAAGGUCAAUGUAUUCUGAAUGGCAAAGCUGCUACGAAAUGUUAAAACAAACAUUUUGACUAGUUUAUUUUAAUAGUCUUUGGAUUUUCUUUUAGAAGCAAUGUUUUCUUUUUCACUUUUUUUGGAUAUGCUACUGCUCUGCGUAUUUUGUUCCUUGUAAAGAUUUCAUUAACAUUUAAGUACAUUAUAAAUAUUGUAUUUCUUAGCAAUGAAAUGUAAUUAUGCAUCACUUCCUUAAAGACAUCUCUACUGAUUUUAUAUGUUGUCUUGACUGUAAUAUUUAUGUUCUUAUAACGAAUGAACAUUAUAGAUGUGCAUUUUCAAAAUUAAUAAAUUGACCCUUCACCCUUCUCUCAAAA